Molecule: messenger RNA, 883 nt
Organism: Nezara viridula (southern green stink bug)
Lineage: Eukaryota; Metazoa; Arthropoda; Insecta; Hemiptera; Pentatomidae
Source: the annotation of a GenBank genome assembly
AAAAAGCAUGGCUGUCAAAGAUGUAAAUCAAGUAUGAAUGACUUAAGCCUGUGUUGUAAUAUAGUAAAAUGUAAUGUACCGUUAAAUAAUUUAUCCUGGGUAACAAGAUGUAUGCAUGUAUUUUGUCCAGGCCAUGGGCAAGCAUAUUUUUCUAAUCCUUCUCCACAGAUAAGCUGUCCUAUUUGCAGUGAAAUUAACCUGAAAGAAGUUGACAUAUUGCAAUGUGAAAUAAACCCUUCUGAUAUUAUUCUUGUUGGCAUUUCUCCAGAAAAGGCAAUCCAAUUAGCAGCUAAAUCCAUGAAAUUAUGGUGGUAUCAAAUACAACAACAACAAAGUUUGUAUAAUUCAAAAUUAAAUAAAUUAGCCGAGAAAAAUGGUGACAUGAAGCAUAACUAUAGUCUUAUGAUAGCGAAAAUUAAGCAUAAAUAUGAGGUUGACUUAAAUGCUAUGAAAACAAAUGAACAUAACUUGCUAAAAAAACUUGAAGAUAUAAAUUUCAAAUUAGAAACAACAAAGAAAGAAUUGCUUAAAUACAAGAAAGCUUAUUGUCAGAAUCGUGAAAGCCGAGAUGUUCACUCAAGUCCUGUAGCUCCGAAUUGGCUUAGUACUGAAGUUUUUCAUACUACUAAAAAUAGGAAGAAGCAUAAGAAUGCACCUGAUAGAAGUGAACAUCAAUUCAACUUUUUCUAAUAAGCAUUCAUCAUUGAAAGUGAUUGAUUUAUGUGUUUAUAUUAUAGUAUUUAAAUCAAAAGAUAUUUGAAGUUGAUUGAUUAUUGCUGAUGUUCUCAAUAAAACUGUAUGUAAAUAUAUUAUAAUAGCAAUAUGACACACAGCUUAUUUAUUUAUAUUAUAAUUAUAACAAUAACAAGAUAUUUAAUCAUAA